CCGUGGGCUUCGCGCGGGUCGGAGCUGGGGCAGUCUUCGCGUUUGCACUUGCCUGACAGCGCGGGUGACGCUGGAAGACCCCGAGUUUUGAAGCUUCUUUAACUGCGAUCGUGAGGGUUCUGCUUCUCACUUUAUUCCCUGCUCCGGGCACUCCUUGGAAACUUAUCUUAUUUACUUGAAACAAACAAAUCUGGAAUCUUAGAAAUUCUUAAAUUUCUUAUUGGGCGUUGUGGCUAAUUUUAACCUUUUUAACAACACGCUCCUUUUACAUAAGUGAUGUGCUAGAUACUGCAUUCACCAGAGUUUUAGUGAUUGGAUCUGGAAGAAGUCAAUGAAGGGAUUUUAUUUUGCAAAACUAUACUAUGAAGCUAAAGAAUACGAUCUUGCUAAAAAGUAUAUAUCUACAUAUAUUAAUGUGCAAGAAAGAGAUCCCAAAGCUCACAGAUUUCUUGGUCUUCUUUAUGAAGUAGAGGAAAACAUAGACAAAGCUGUUGAAUGCUACAAGCGGUCAGUGGAAUUAAACCCAACGCAAAAAGAUCUUGUGUUGAAGAUUGCAGAACUGCUUUGUAAAAAUGAUGUUACUGAUGGAAGAGCAAAAUACUGGGUUGAAAGAGCAGCUAAACUUUUCCCAGGAAGUCCUGCAAUUUAUAAAUUAAAGGAACAGCUUUUAGAUUGUAAAGGUGAAGAUGGAUGGAAUAAACUUUUUGACCUGAUCCAGUCAGAACUUUAUACAAGACCUGAUGAUGUCCAUGUGAACAUCCGACUCUUAGAGCUGUAUCGCUCAAAUAAAAGAUUGAAGGAUGCUGUGGCCCACUGCCAUGAGGCAGAGAGAAACAUAACAUUGCGUUCAAGUUUGGAAUGGAAUUCAUGUGUUGUGCAGACUCUUAAGGAAUAUUUGGAAUCAUUACAGUGUGUGGAGUCUGAUAAAAGUAACUGGCAAGCAACCAAUAAAGACUUACUUUUGGCCUAUGCUAACCUUAUGCGUCUUACACUCUCAAGUAGAGAUGUGCAAGAAAGUAGAGAAUUAUUGGAAAGUUUUGAUAGUGCUCUUCAGUCUGUGAAAUCUUGUGUGGGUGGAAAUGAUGAACUCUCAGCUACUUUCUUAGAAAUAAAGGGACAUUUCUACAUGCAUGCCGGUUCUCUGCUUUUGAAGAUGGGUCAGCAUAGUGAUGUCCAAUGGCGAGCUCUCUCAGAGCUGGCUGCAUUAUGCUAUCUCAUAGCAUUUCAGAUUCCAAGACCAAAGAUUAAGUUAAUAAAAGGAGAAGCUGGACAAAAUCUGCUGGAAAUGAUGGCCUUUGAUCGUCUCAGUCAAUCAGGGCACAUGCUACUAAAUUUAAGUUGUGACAAGCAAGACUUUUUAAAAGAGGUGGUAGAAUCCUUUGCCAAUAAAAGUGGGCAGUCUGCUUUAUAUGAUGCUCUGUUUUCUAAUCAGUCAUCUAAGGAUAGAUCUUUUCUUGGAAGUGAUGAUAUUGGAAACAUUGAUGUACAAGCACCACAGCCUGAUGAUUUAGCUAGAUAUGAUGUUGGUGCCAUUCGAGCACAUAAUGGUAGUCUUCAGCACCUUACCUGGCUUGGCUUACAAUGGAAUUCAUUGCCUACUUUACCUGCAAUUCGAAAAUGGCUAAAACAGCUUUUUCAUCAUUUGCCCCAAGAAACUUCAAGACUUGAAACAAAUGCACCUGAAUCAAUAUGUAUUUUAGAUCUUGAAGUAUUUUUACUUGGUGUAAUAUAUACCAGCCACUUACAAUUGAAGGAGAAAUGUAAUUCUCACUAUAGCUUCUAUCAGCCACUAUGCUUGCCACUUCCUGUGUGUAAACAGCUCUGUACAGAAAGACAAAAGUCAUGGUGGGAUGCAGUUUGUAAUCUAAUUCACAGAAAAGCAAUACCUGGAACCUCAGCAAAAUUGCGACUUCUAGUUCAGCAUGACAUAAAUACUCUAAGAGGCCAGGAAAAACAUGGCCUUCAACCUUCUCUGCUUGUACAUUGGGCAAAAUGUCUUCACAUAACGGGUAGCAGUCUCAAUUCUUUUUAUGACCAACGAGAAUACAUAGGCAGAAGUGUUCAUUAUUGGAAGAAGGUGUUGCCAUUGUUGAAGACAAUAAAAAAGAAGAACAGUAUUCCUGAACCUAUCGACCCUCUGUUUAAACAUUUUCAUAGUGCAAACAUUCAGGCCUCUGAAAUUGGUGACUAUGAAGAAGAAGCACACAUAACAUUUGCUGUAUUGGAUGCAGUUAAUGGAAAUAUAGAAGAUGCUAUGACUGCUUUUGAAUCUAUAAAAAAUGUUGUUUCUUACUGGAAUCUUGCACUGAUUUUUCACAGAAAAGCAGAAGACAUUGAAAAUGAUGCCCUCUCUCCUGAAGAGCAAGAAGAGUGCAAAAAUUAUCUAAGAAAAACCAGGGAUUACCUAAUAAAGAUUAUAGAUGACAGUGAUUCAGAUCUUUCAUUGGUCAAAAAAUUACCUGUGCCCCUGGAGUCUGUAAAGGAAAUGCUUAGUUCAGUCAUGCAAGAACUCGAUGACUAUAGUGAAGGAGGUCCUUUUUAUAAAAAUGGUUCUUUGCGAAAUGCAGAUUCAGAAAUAAAACAUUCUACACCAUCUCCCACCAAGUACUCUCUAUCACCAAAUAAAAGUUAUAAGUAUUCUCCCAAAACACCACCUCGAUGGGCAGAAGAUCAGAAUUCUUUAUUGAAAAUGAUCUGCCAACAAGUAGAGGCCAUUAAGAAAGAAAUGCAGGAAUUGAAACUAAAUAACAGUAAUUCAGGAUCCCCUCAUCGUUGGCCUACAGAGAAUUAUGGACCAGAUUCAGUGCCUGAUAGCUAUCAGGGAUCGCAGACAUUUCAUGGGGCUCCAUUAACAGUUGCAACUACUGGCCCUUCAGUAUAUUAUAGUCAGUCACCAGCAUAUAAUUCCCAGUAUCUUCUCAGACCAGCAGCUAAUGUUACUCCCACAAAGGGUCCAGUUUAUGGAAUGAAUAGACUUCCACCUCAGCAGCAUAUUUAUGCAUAUUCACAACAGAUGCACACACCACCUGUGCAAAGCUCAUCUGCUUGCAUGUUCUCUCAAGAGAUGUAUGGUCCUCCCUUGCGUUUCGAGUCUCCUGCAACAGGAAUUCUGUCACCCAGGGGCGAUGAUUACUUUAAUUACAAUGUUCAGCAGGCCAGCACAAACCCACCUUUGCCAGAACCAGGUUAUUUUACAAAACCGGCAGUUGCAGCUCAUGCGUCAAGAUCUGCAGAAUCUAAGGUUAUAGAAUUUGGAAAAACUAAUUUUGUUCAACCUGUGCCAGGUGAAGGAAUAAGACCAUCUCUGACAACACCUGCACAUACAACUCAGCCAGCUCCUUUUAAAUUUAACUCAAACUUCAAAUCAAAUGAUGGUGACUUCACAUUUUCCUCACCACAGGUUGUAACACAGCCUCCUUCUACGACUUACAAUAAUAGUGAAAGUCUUUUAGGCCUCCUGACUUCAGAUAAACCUUUGCAAGGAGAUGGCUAUAGUGGCCCAAAAGCUGGUCAGACGAUUGUACAUCGAAAUACAUUCAACUUUGGAAGCAAAAAUAUGUCUGGAAUUUCAUUUACUGAAAACUUGGGCUCAAAUCAACAAAAGAAUUCUGGUUUUCUUCGAAGUGAUGAUAUGCUUACUUUUCACAGUCCAGGAAAGUCAGUAUUUGGAACACCUGCUCCAGAUCUGGCCAAUAAGAGUCAUGAAACAGAUGGAGGAAGUGCCCAUGGUGAUGAUGAUGAUGAUGGCCCUCAUUUUGAGCCUGUAGUGCCUCUUCCUGAUAAGAUUGAGGUAAAAACUGGUGAGGAAGAUGAAGAAGAAUUCUUUUGUAAUCGUGCAAAAUUGUUCCGUUUUGAUGCAGAAUCCAAAGAAUGGAAGGAACGCGGUAUUGGUAAUGUAAAAAUACUAAGGCAUAAAACAUCUGGUAAAAUUCGCCUUCUAAUGAGACGGGAGCAAGUAUUGAAAAUCUGUGCAAAUCAUUAUAUCAAUCCAGAUAUGAGACUGACACCAAAUGCUGGAUCAGACAGAUCUUUUGUGUGGCAUGCUCUUGAUUAUGCAGAUGAGUUGCCCAAACCAGAACAACUUGCUAUUAGAUUCAAAACUCCCGAAGAAGCAGCACUUUUCAAGUGCAAGUUUGAAGAAGCCCAGAACAUUUUAAAAGCCUCAGGAGCAAAUGUAACCGUAACAAGUCAGACUAUGAGAAUUGUGAAUGAAACCACAAGUCAUGAAAGUAAUGAUAUUUGCAAACCUGAUGUAGGAAACAUGAAUUUUGAAUUUCAAGUUGUAAAGAAAGAGGGGUCUUGGUGGCAUUGUAACAGCUGUUCAUUAAAGAAUGCUGCAACUGCUAAGAAAUGUGUAUCGUGCCAAAAUCUAAACCCAAACAGUAAGGAACUCCUUGGCCCAUCAUCAUCUGAAACUAUUUCUACUCUUAAAACAGGGUCAGAAAACACUCCAGAUAGAUUUGCAUUGAUGUCGCCAAAGAAAGAAGGUCACUGGGAUUGCAGCGUUUGUUUAGAAAGAAAUGAACCAACUGUAUCUAGAUGUUUUGCAUGCCAGAAUACAAAGACUGCUAACAAAAGUGGAUCUUUGUUUGUUCAGCAAACUUCCUUUAAAUUUGGCCAGGGAGAUCUUCCUAAAUCUGUUAACAGUGAUUUCAAAUCUGUUUAUUCUAUAAAGGAAGGACAAUGGGAUUGUAGUGAGUGCUUGGUGCGAAAUGAAGGAACGUCUACAAAAUGUGUUGCUUGUCAGAAUCAAAGAAAACAGAGUUUAUCUACUACUUCUACUUCAGCAUCUGCUGCUUUUAAGUUUGGUACUGCAGAGAUCAAUAAAACCCCAAAGAAUGGAUUUGAGGACAUGUUUGCUAAGAAGGAAGGACAGUGGGAUUGCAGUGAAUGUUUGGUAAGAAAUGAAGCAAAUGCUACAAAAUGUGUUGCCUGUCAGCAUCCAGCUAAACCAAAUCUGUCUACUACUGUUCCAGCACCUUCCUUUUUUAAGUUUAGUACUUCAGAGUCAAACAAGUCUACAAAGAGUGGAUUUGAAGGACUUUUCACUAAGAAAGAAGGACAGUGGGAUUGCACUAUGUGCUUGGUACGAAAUGAAGCAAAUGCUACCAAAUGUGUUGCUUGUGAGAAUCCGAAUAAACAGAACCAGCCCACUUCUGUUCCAGCACCUGGCUCUUCAGAUACAAGUAAGGCUCCAAAGAGUGGAUUUGAAGGACUUUUCACCAAGAAAGAAGGACAGUGGGAUUGCACUAUGUGCUUGGUACGAAAUGAAGCAAAUGCUACCAAAUGUGUUGCUUGUGAGAAUCCAAAUAAACAGAACCAGCCUACUUCUGUUCCAGCACAUAGCUCUUCAGAUACAAGCAAGGCUCUCAAGAGUGGAUUUGAAGGUGUGUUCACCAAGAAGGAAGGAAAGUGGGAUUGUAGUACUUGUUUUGUACAAAAUGAGAAUUCUUCUUUAAAAUGUGUGGCUUGUGAUGCUUCCAGACCAACUCAUAAAUCAAUUACUGAAGCUUCUUCAGCUUUCACAUUGGGCUCAAAACCAAAGUUAAAUGACUCUUCUGGAAAUCAGGUGGGAACAGGAUUUAAAAGUAACUUUUCUGAAAAAUCUUUUAAAUUUGGCAGUACAGAACAAGGAUUUAAAUUUGGACAUGUGGAUCAAGAAAAUAUACCUUCAUUUACAUUUCAGGGUUCUUCUAAUACAGACUCUAAGUCAACAAAAGAAGGAUUUAGCUUUUCUAUCCCUAUGUCUGCUGAUGGACUUAAAUUUGGCAUUCAGGAGCUGGGAAAUCAAGAGAAGAAUGAAAAUAUUGAAAAUGAUACUGGCUUUCAGGCUCAGGAUGUUAAUAAUCAGAGGAAUGGUAGUGGUGUGUUUUUUGGUCAGACUGGUAGCACUUUUACCUUUGCAGAUCUUGCAAAAUCAACUUCAGGAGAAGGGUUUCAGUUUGGCAAAAAAGACCCUAAUUUCAAGGGAUUUUCAGGUGCUGGAGAAAAAUUAUUCUCAUCACAAAGUGGUAAAAUGCCUGGUAAAGCUGACACAUCUGCUGACCUGGAGAAAGACGAUGAUGCCUAUAAGACUGAGGAUAGUGAUGACAUCCAUUUUGAGCCAGUAGUUCAGAUGCCUGAAAAAGUGGAACUUGUAACAGGAGAAGAAGAUGAAAAAGUUCUUUAUUCACAGCGGGUAAAAUUAUUUAGAUUUGAUGCUGAGAUAAGCCAGUGGAAAGAAAGAGGUUUGGGAAACUUAAAAAUUCUCAAAAAUGAAGUCAAUGGCAAACUAAGAAUGCUAAUGCGAAGAGAACAGGUACUAAAAGUAUGUGCUAAUCAUUGGAUAACAACUACAAUGAACCUGAAGCCUCUCUCUGGAUCAGAUAGAGCAUGGAUGUGGUUAGCUAGUGAUUUUUCCGAUGGUGAUGCCAAGCUAGAGCAGUUAGCAGCAAAAUUUAAAACACCAGAGCUUGCUGAAGAGUUCAAGCAGAAGUUUGAGGAAUGCCAGCGACUUCUGUUAGAUAUACCACUUCAAACGCCCCAUAAACUUGUAGAUACUGGUAGAGCUGCCAAGUUAAUACAGAGAGCUGAGGAAAUGAAGAGUGGACUAAAAGACUUUAAAACGUUUUUGACAAAUGAUCAAACAAAAGUAACUGAUGAAGACAGUAAGAGUUCAGGUACAAGUGCUUUAGACAUAUCCACCAAACCAAAUCCUGAAAACACGGGACCCACAUUAGAGUGGGAUAACUAUGACUUAAGGGAAGAUGCUUUGGAUGAUAGUGUAAGUAGUAGCUCAGUACAUGCUUCUCCAUUGGCAAAUAGCCCUGUGAGGAAAAAUCUCUUCCGCUUUGGUGAGUCAACAACAGGAUUUAACUUCAGUUUUAAAUCUGCUUUGAGUCCAUCUAAAUCUCCUGCCAAGUUGAAUCAGAGUGGGACCUCAGUUGGCACUGAUGAAGAAUCUGAUGUCACUCAAGAGGAAGAGAGAGAUGGACAGUAUUUUGAACCUGUUGUACCUUUACCUGAUCUGAUUGAAGUGUCCAGUGGUGAAGAAAAUGAACAAGUUGUUUUUAGUCACAGAGCAAAACUCUAUAGAUAUGAUAAAGAUGUUGGUCAGUGGAAGGAAAGGGGCAUUGGUGAUAUAAAGAUUUUACAGAAUUAUGAUAAUAAGCAAGUUCGCAUAGUAAUGAGAAGGGACCAGGUAUUAAAACUUUGUGCCAAUCACAGAAUAACUCCAGACAUGACUUUGCAAAAUAUGAAAGGAACAGAAAGAGUGUGGGUGUGGACAGCAUGUGACUUUGCAGAUGGAGAAAGAAAAGUAGAACAUUUAGCUGUUCGUUUCAAACUACAAGAUGUUGCAGACUCAUUUAAGAAAAUAUUUGAUGAAGCAAAAAUAGCUCAAGAAAAAGAUUCUUUGGUAACACCUCAUGUUUCUCAUUCAACCACUCCCAGAGAGUCACCAUGUGGCAAAAUUGCUGUAGCUGUAUUGGAAGAAACUACAAGAGAGAGGACAGAUUUAAUUCCGAGUGACAUUGUAGCAGAUGCGGCAUCAGAAAUUGAAGUGUCUGGCACAUCUGAAACAUCAACAAAAGCAGUGGUUUCUCCUCCAAAGUUUGUAUUUGGUUCAGAAUCUGUUAAAAGCAUUUUUAGUAGUGAAAAAUCAAAGCCAUUUGCAUUUGGCAACAGUUCAGCUACUGGAUCUUUGUUUGGAUUUAGUUUUAAUGCACCUAGUUCAGUAGUCCAGAGUGGAUCUGAAAGAAAAGUGGAACUGAAUAAUUACGAACAGUCAAAGAACUCUGAUAUCAAACAAUCUUCAGAUGGUAAAAUCAGACAUCUUUUUGCUGCUUUUCCGAAAGAGGAGUCCUCAACUAAUUAUACAUUUAAAACACCAGAAAAGGCAAAAGUGGAGAAAAAACAUGAAGAUACAUCCUCAGAUGACGACGUACUCAUUGUAUACGAGCUAAUCCCAACGCCUGAGCAAAAAGCUCUUGCAAGCAAACUUAAACUCCCUCCAACUUUCUUCUGCUAUAAGAAUAGACCAGAUUAUGUUAGCGAAGAUGAGGAGGAUGAUGAAGAUUUUGAAACAGCUGUCAAGAAACUUAAUGGAAAAUUAUAUCUGCAGGAUUCAGAAAAGUGUAGAUCCUUAGAAGAAAAUCUGGCAGAUAAUGAGAAAGAAUGUGUUAUUGUUUGGGAAAAGAAACCAACAGUUGAAGAGAAGGCAAAAGCAGAUAUAUUAAAGCUUCCGCCUACAUUUUUUUGUGGAGUCUCCAGUGAUACUGAUGAAGACAACGGAAAUGGGGAAGACUUUCAGUCAGAGCUUCAAAAAGUUCAGGAAGCUCAAAAAUCCCAGAACGAGGAAAUAACUAGCACAACUAACAGUGUGUGUACAGAUGGAAGUAAUGUGACCGUCCCAUUUUUAUGUAAAUCUGAAGAAUCUGAUUUUAAGAUCAAGUCUGUUAGUUCACCACCUAUUUCUUCUGGAACUUUGGACAAACCUGUAGAUUUGUCUACUAGAAAGGAAAAUGAAGCAGAUCCUACAAGCCAAGUAGAAAGCAAAGCUGUUUCAUUUGGAUUUGGAAGUAGCACAGGGCUGUCAUUUGCAGACUUGGCUUCCAGUAAUUCUGGGGAUUUUGCUUUUGGUUCUAAAGAUAAAAAUUUCCAGUGGGCAAAUACUGGAGCAACUGUUUUUGGAACACAACCAGCCAGUAAAGUUGGCGAAGAUGAAGAUGGUAGUGAUGAAGAAGUAGUUCAUAAUGAAGAUAUCCAUUUUGAACCAAUAGUGUCACUACCAGAGGUAGAAGUAAAAUCUGGAGAAGAAGAUGAAGAAAUUUUAUUUAGAGAGAGAGCCAAACUCUAUAGAUGGGAUCGAGAUGUCAGUCAGUGGAAGGAGCGCGGUGUUGGAGAUAUAAAGAUUCUUUGGCAUACAAUGAAGAAUUACUAUCGGAUCCUAAUGAGAAGGGACCAGGUCUUUAAAGUAUGUGCAAACCAUGUUAUUACCAAAACAAUGGAAUUAAAACCCUUAAAUGUUUCCAAUAAUGCGUUAGUUUGGAUUGCCUCAGAUUAUGCUGAUGGAGAAGCAAAAGUGGAACAACUUGCAGUAAGAUUUAAAACUAAGGAAAUGGCUGAUUGUUUUAAGAAAAAAUUUGAAGAAUGUCAACAGAAUUUAUUGAAACUCCAGAAAGGACAGGUAUCGCUGACAGCAGAAUUAUCAAAGGAAACAAAUCCUGUGGUCUUUUUUGAUAUUUGUGCAGAUGAUGAACCUCUGGGACGUAUAACCAUGGAAUUACUUUCAAACAUUGUUCCUCACACUGCUGAGAAUUUCAGAGCACUAUGCACUGGAGAAAGGGGCUUUGGUUUCAAGAACUCCAUUUUUCACAGAGUAAUUCCAGAUUUUGUUUGCCAAGGGGGAGAUAUCACCAAACAUGAUGGAACAGGAGGACGCUCCAUUUAUGGAGAUAAAUUUGAAGAUGAAAAUUUUAAUGUGAGACAUACUGGUCCUGGAUUACUAUCUAUGGCCAAUCGAGGCCGGGAUACCAAUAAUUCUCAAUUCUUUAUAACACUGAAAAAAGCAGAACAUUUGGACUUUAAACAUGUAGUAUUUGGGUUUGUUAAGGAUGGCAUGGAUACCGUGAAAAAGAUAGAAUCAUUUGGUUCUCCUAAAGGGUCUGUUAGUCGAAGAAUUAUUAUCACAGAAUGUGGACAGAUAUAAAAUCAUUGUUUUUCAUAGUAAAUUUUACCUGUAAAACAGUUGAAUUGAGGCUUAGCUGUUAUAAAAAAAUGGCAAUUAUGUUCAGCUUUUGAAAUGGACAUUUCCAAUGUAUAAAUGUAAAAUUGCAGCUUAUAGCUGUUGUCACUUUUUAAUGUGUUAUAAUUAACCUUGCAUGGUGUGAAAUAAAAGUUUAAACACUGGUGUAUUUCAGGUGUACUUGUGUUUAUGUACUCCUGACAUAUCUGUAUUAAAAUGGAAUAAUACUAAACUUGUUAAAAGCAAUAGACCUUCUCAAACUAUUGAAGGAAUUGAUAUAUGCAAUUUAAUUUUAAUUCCUUUAAGAUACUGGACUUCCUGCAUGCAUGUGCAUAUAUUAUUUGAAUAAAGGGACCACAGUUUGGUUAAUUAUAAUUUUAGAUUUGAAAUAUAUUUGGUAUUUUACCUACUGGUGUAUUCAUUUUGCAUAUUCAUUUAUGAAUGCUUAGAGCCACAGAGGAUAGAGACUUAACCAAAGUGCUCUUCUAUAAUCCAUACAUCUUCUGUAUAGUUUGUUACUUUUCAAGUAGACUGCCUUCUUUUAUCUAGCUUCCUGUGCCCUUACAAUGGCUUUAAAUUAAUUUUUACAUUUUAAACAAGUUGAGUUUUUUUUUUUUUUUUUUUAAUUUUUCUGUCAUCUGUUUCUACUACCUCAAACUGCAGCUUGGUUCUGAUAGAACUUGAUUUUUUCCUUGCAGUUAUUGUGAUAAAUUAUGAAUAUUUUAAGAAGGUCUAUACCAUGUUCUUUGGUUAAAGAUUGCUUUAUAUACUAGAUUGUAGCAGUACCUUUUUCUGGUGAAUUUUGUAGCAAAAAUAAAGUGAGAUU
Messenger RNA from Talpa occidentalis (Iberian mole), 10550 nucleotides. RefSeq names its product E3 SUMO-protein ligase RanBP2. The transcript is spliced from 29 exons. The coding region runs from base 332 to 9688 and encodes 3118 amino acids. Gene Ontology annotation, molecular function: protein binding; GTPase activator activity; peptidyl-prolyl cis-trans isomerase activity. Gene Ontology annotation, cellular component: nuclear pore; cytoplasm. The record is from RefSeq and is a predicted model, not a curated record. NCBI's taxonomy places the organism in Eukaryota, Metazoa, Chordata, Mammalia, Eulipotyphla, Talpidae. Gene Ontology annotation, biological process: NLS-bearing protein import into nucleus; protein folding; protein peptidyl-prolyl isomerization.